This is a messenger RNA of Wasmannia auropunctata (little fire ant), 890 nucleotides long. RefSeq lists its product as uncharacterized. The record is from RefSeq and is a predicted model, not a curated record. The coding region runs from base 30 to 890 and encodes 286 amino acids. The transcript has 4 exons. NCBI's taxonomy places the organism in Eukaryota, Metazoa, Arthropoda, Insecta, Hymenoptera, Formicidae.
UGUCCGAUUUGAAGAAGGAAAUUAAAAGUAUGGCCAACUCAUCGGGAAAGGAAUGCAGCGACAUUGUCGGAAAAAUCGACAAUGGAAAGAUCCAUCUAGGCUAUGGGAUAUACUUAUGUACAGAAAAAUACUAUGCUAUUUUAAAUAAAGCCAACUCAUCGCGCAUAGCCAAAAAAUCAUCAAAUAAGGCCUGUUUGUUCGUUAAAGAGAUCGCUAUUGCCAUAUUUGGAAGUAAAACUCUGCUAGAGAAAACGGUCACUGGAUGCGAAUCUAAUCGAACGAAAAAUAAAAAAUCAAAACAGGUAAAACCAGACAAUACUGACACGACAGGGAAUAAGUUGGAUCCAACUAAAGUACUCGCCAUAAAAGACAAGUGGCUCGCUUGCGCGUGCCAGGUGCGCAAACCUCGCCUCCAUCCGCGGGGAAUUUACAGUAAGAUCUUUCUAAGCGAGCGUACCUCCGUUCACAGUAAAAAGCAGAAGUGCAAGCUUGAUCCGGAAGUGCGAACUCGCGACGUUAUUGCCUCGCACCUACGAGUGUGGUCGCAAUAUAUACAGUGUAGGAUCUGCGGAAGUGCCGCUAUCCCAGAUCCUAGACCUCUUCGCGCCGUGGCGGCAAAGAAGGACAAAGUCACACCACCAGAAACAUCAGAUGAAACAUCAUUAUCCACAAAAGAAAUAUUACCUGAGCAUCAAGAGGAAAGUGAUCAAUUUAAAAAAAUCGCCCUUUGCGACAAUGAUAGUGUACAAAGCACUUCUAAUAGAAUAAGUACAUCAUUAUCGAACACUACAUUAUCAGAUAGUGUACAAAGCACUUCUAAUAGAAAAAGUAUGUCAUUAUCGAACACCUCAUUGUCAUCGUCAUCACUUGAUUACUCAUCUCAAGAAUAG